CCGCAGAGUCUGUGCCGCGGUGCCGCAGAGCCGGGCGGCCGCCUAAUCCGAGUCCCACGUCCAGCCCGUCUACCAGCCCUACCUCACCACCUGCCAGGGCCACCGCCUCUGCAGCACCUACAGGACCAUCUACAGGGUUGCCUACCAGCAGGGGCUAAGGCAGAUUGGGGACCUUUUUGGCUGGAGCAGAGCUAACAGCCACACGUUCAGCUGCAACAGAGCUCUCUGCUGGAGCUGCGCCUUCCCUGGCAGAUGCGCCUGCCUGCCCGGCUGGACGGGGCGAGCCUGCCAGACAGACGUGGAUGAGUGUGCCGGCCAGAGCCACGGGUGCAGUCAGCUCUGCAUCAACACGGCCGGGAGCUACCACUGCGCUUGCCGGGAUGGCUUCAGCCUCGCUGCCGACGACAAGGCGUGCCAGCCCCUGGUGCCAGCGCCCGAGCCAGAAACCUUCAGCCAAGCAGAUCCCCCCAGUGAAAUGAAGGAAGAAAUGAAAGACCUGAAGAGCAGAGUGGAAGCACUGGAGCAGAAACUCCAGUUGGUGCUGGCCCCAUUCCACAACCUCAUGCCAUCUGCACCGGAGGACGUCGGCGCAGACCCCAUUAGCCGGCUGUCCCACUCCCUCCAGCAACUGGACAGAAUCGACUCCCUGAGCGAGCAGAUCUCCUUCCUUGAGGAGCGGCUGGAAACAUGUUCCUGCAAGAAUGAACUCUAGCUGAGAGCCUGAGGAAUUGGAGCAAGCUGACUGCAUCUGCAGCUCUUAUCUCGCUCUCCAGCCCCAGGCUGGGGAUGAAGUCACCUCAUCCACAGGAAGGCACAGGGUAGCAGGAGAAAGCUGGUUUCCCAUCAGCAUCUCCAUCAUCUUCUCUUCCAACUCACCUAUCAGAGGUCACGCAGUUACUUCCAAACUGGACUCUGAGCCCUCAGCAUCUCACCCCCUUCCUGCUGGAUAGGCAGAGAAUAAAUGCCUUACCUCGUGCCGUUAGUGCCUGUCUGGCUGUGCCAGAGAGACUGGCUGUACG
This is a messenger RNA of Phaethon lepturus (White-tailed tropicbird), 1019 nucleotides long. RefSeq names its product EGF-like-domain, multiple 7 (gene EGFL7). Gene Ontology annotation, molecular function: signaling receptor binding; calcium ion binding. Gene Ontology annotation, cellular component: extracellular region; cell surface. Lineage: Eukaryota; Metazoa; Chordata; Aves; Phaethontiformes; Phaethontidae. Gene Ontology annotation, biological process: anatomical structure development. The record is from RefSeq and is a predicted model, not a curated record.